Messenger RNA from Kwoniella shivajii, 1236 nucleotides. RefSeq lists its product as uncharacterized. The record is from RefSeq and is a predicted model, not a curated record. Lineage: Eukaryota; Fungi; Basidiomycota; Tremellomycetes; Tremellales; Cryptococcaceae. The transcript is spliced from 9 exons. Bases 1 to 1236 code for a protein of 411 amino acids. Gene Ontology annotation, cellular component: nucleolus; chromatin. Gene Ontology annotation, molecular function: peptidyl-prolyl cis-trans isomerase activity.
AUGUCCGUCAAAAUGAACCUCUGGUCUCUCACCCUUAUCCCCGGGGAGAAGUACCCCAUCUACGUCCGACGAGACUUCCAAAUCACCAAUGUUGCCCUUGGUGAAGAGCUCGCUUCCGCCGAUGGUCGAUCGGUAAUCAAGGUCACCCACAACCCCAUUCCUGCCAAUGCUUUGGACAGUGAUUCCGAGUUUGAUUCUGAGGAAUACGAUUCAGAAUUCGACGAGGAGCUUGAUGAUGAAGAGGAGGAAGAAGAGGAGGAGAAGCCCAAAGCAGUCAAGGCCAAUGGUAUCAAGAAAGAGUCUGCUUCAAAAGCAGAGGACGACGAGGACAUGGAUGACGAUGAGGAGGAUUCCGAAGAUGAUGAUUUCAGCGAUAUUGACAUUGAGGAGACCAGUGUUAUCGCUGCUCUUACUGCCGGUCGAACUGAGCAAGCUACCGUUAACCUCACCUUUGUCGAGGGUGAUGUAGUCAUGUUCGAGACCACCGGUGACAACGCCGUUCACCUUCUCGGUAACUACAUCGACCAAUUCCCUGACUGGUCUUCCGACGAAGAGGACUCGGAAUUUUCAGGUGAUGAUGAUUACUCUGACAUCUACGGUUCUGAUGAGGAUCUUGAGCUUGACACCGACGAGGAAGAGGCUGUUGCCAGGAUCACCGAAAUUCCCGCUGAAAAAUCUGCCAAGAAAGCUCUUCCUGCUGCCGCGGCCAAGCCCAAGAAGGCUGCCGUUGCUGAGGUUAAACCCACUCAAAAGCGAAAGGCUGAGGAUAUCGAAUCUCCCGCCAAGGCUGCCGCCUCUGUCGAUGCCGAAGGCUUAAGCAAGAACCAAAAGAAGAAGCUGGCUAAGAAGGCUAAGACUGAGACUGCUCCUGUCGCUGAGAAGAAAGAGGAGAAGAAACCUUCAAAGAGAACUCUCCCUUCCGGUCUCAUUAUUGAGGAUAUCAAAGUCGGCGAUGGUCCCGUUGCCAAAACCGGGAAACGACUGGGAAUGAGAUACAUUGGUAAACUUACCACCGGAAAACAAUUCGACUCCAACACUGCCGGUAAACCAUUUUCUUUCCAACUUGGUAAAGGUGAAGUCAUCCGAGGUUGGGAUGAAGGCUUAGCUGGUAUGGCUGUUGGUGGAGAAAGAAGGUUAACCAUUCCCCCUCAGCUCGCCUACGGGAACCAGAAGAUUCCUGGUAUUCCCAAGAACUCCACUCUCAAAUUCGACGUCAAACUUGUAACCAUAAAUUAA